Panicum hallii is the source of this 2778-nucleotide messenger RNA. RefSeq names its product receptor-like protein kinase ANXUR1. Lineage: Eukaryota; Viridiplantae; Streptophyta; Magnoliopsida; Poales; Poaceae. Bases 1 to 2613 code for a protein of 870 amino acids. Gene Ontology annotation, biological process: protein autophosphorylation. Gene Ontology annotation, cellular component: plasma membrane; plasmodesma. Gene Ontology annotation, molecular function: ATP binding; transmembrane receptor protein tyrosine kinase activity. The transcript has a single exon. The record is from RefSeq and is a predicted model, not a curated record.
AUGGCUGCCCGUCGUGGUGUCGUGCUCGCCGUCGUCAUUGCGGUCAAGGUGGUCGUUUUCGCAGCCGCGGACAAGUACAAGGCACCGGAGUCCAUACUGGUGAACUGCGGUUCGGCGAAGGAGGGCCAGGACGCGGACGGGAGGAAAUGGGUGACCGACAAGGACAGCAAGUGGCUCAAUGAUGGCGGCAAGUCGUCCAUCAUGGCGGACGCGGACGUCCAGGACCCGUCGCUCCCUUCGCCCGUGCCGUACAUGUCGGCACGGGUGUUCACCAAGGAGACCGUGUACAACUUCCCCGUGGACGAGCAGGACAGGCACUGGCUGCGGCUUCACUUCUACCCGGCGGCCUACCAUGGCCUCCCGGCGGAACAGUUCUUCUUCUCGGUGUCCACAUCCACUGGCAUCACGCUGCUCCGCAACUUCAGCGUGUACAUCAGCGCCAAGGCGCUCAGCCAGGCGUACAUCAUCAGGGAGUUCACGCUGCCACCGGUGACCGGCGGUGCGCUGUCGCUCACCUUCAAGCCGACCGCGAUGAACAACGCGUCCUACGCCUUCGUCAAUGGCAUCGAGAUCGUCUCCAUGCCCAACAUCUUCGCCGAACCAGCCACGAUGGUGGGCUUCGCCGACCAGACCGUCGACACCGCUGCGGGCAGCCUGCAGACCAUGUACAGGCUCAACGUCGGCGGGUCGUACAUUGCCCCGGCGAACGACUCCGGGCUCUCGCGAGAUUGGUACGAGGACACGCCUUACCUCUUUGGAGCCGCUGUCGGUGUGACAUUCCAUGCCAACGAGACGGACAAGAUCAAGUUCCCAAGCCCAGAGGCGGAGUACGCUGCACCGGCGAGUCUCUACCUCAACAGCCGCUCCAUGGGGCCUAACCCAAAGGUGAACCAAAACUACAACCUGACGUGGGUGUUCGAGGUGGACAGCAACUUCACGUACGUCGUUCGGCUCCACUUCUGCGAGCUGCUGCUCACCAAGGUCAACCAACGGGUGUUCGACAUCUACAUCAACAACAAGACAGCGCAGGCAGACGCCGACGUCAUUGGGUGGACGACGGAGAAGGAUGUGCCUGUGUUCAAGGACUACGCGACGUUCAUGCCUGACGGUCCGGGCGACAAGAUCCUCUGGGUCGCGCUGCACCCUUCCACGUCGAUGAAGCCAGAGUUCUACGACGCCGUGCUCAACGGUCUCGAGGUAUUCAAGAUGAGCGACAGCUCCGGCAACCUCGCCGGCCCAAAUCCCGACCCGUCCAAGAUGCUCGAGGAAGCAGAGAUGGAGCUGACACAGGGGAAAUUCAAGGACAAGCCCAGCCACCUCAGGGCCGCCGUGAUUGGCGGCGCGGCCGGCGGCGCGGCGGCCUUUGGGAUCGUCGCUGCCAUCUGCGUCGUGGCGUAUCAGUCCAAGAAGAGGCGGGCGCUGGGCACCAGCGUCUCGCAUUCCUCGGGAUGGCUGCCGGUGUACGGCGGCAACUCGCACACGAGCACCAGCAAAUCGUCCGGCGGCAAGAGUGCGGCACUACUCAACCCCAACAUCACCGCCAUGUGCCGGCACUUCUCGUUUCAGGAGAUCAAGGCGGCGACCAAGAGCUUCGACGAGUCGCUCGUGAUCGGUGUGGGCGGGUUCGGCAAGGUGUACAGGGGCGUCGUCGACGGCGACACCAAGGUGGCCAUCAAGCGGAGUAACCCUUCGUCGGAGCAAGGCGUUCUGGAAUUCCAGACCGAGAUCGAAAUGCUCUCCAAGCUCCGGCACAAGCACCUCGUCUCGCUCAUCGGCUGCUGCGAGGAUGAUGGCGAGAUGAUCCUUGUGUACGACUACAUGGCGCACGGCACGCUCCGGGAGCACCUGUACAAGACCGGCAAGCCGGCGCUCUCGUGGCGGCAGCGCCUCGAGAUCACCAUCGGCGCCGCGCGGGGCCUGCACUAUCUCCACACCGGCGCCAAGUACACCAUCAUCCACCGCGACGUCAAGACGACCAACAUUCUGGUGGACGAGAACUGGGUGGCCAAGGUCUCUGACUUCGGUCUAUCCAAGACUGGCCCCACGACAGCCAUGCAGACGCACGUCAGCACCAUGGUGAAGGGAAGCUUCGGCUACCUCGACCCGGAGUACUUCCGGCGGCAGCAGCUGACGGAGAAGUCCGACGUCUACUCCUUCGGCGUCGUGCUCUUCGAGGUGCUCUGCGCGCGGCCUGCGCUGAACCCGAGCCUGCCAAGGGAGCAGGUCAGCCUCGCGGACCAUGCCAUGAGCUGCCAGAGGAAGGGGACACUCCAGGACAUCAUUGACCCGCUACUCAAGGGCAAGAUAGCGCCGGACUGCCUGAAGAAGUACGCCGACACGGCGGAGAAGUGCCUGGCCGACCACGGCGUCGACCGGCCGUCCAUGGGCGACGUGCUAUGGAACCUCGAGUUCGCGCUGCAGAUGCAGGACACCUUCGAGAACGGUGGCAAGCCAGAGGGCGGAGGCAGUGUGAGCGGAAGCAGCACCGUGUCAGCGGCGGACAGCAUGGCUGCCUCCGCCGCGGCGCUUGAGCUCAUCAGCGAGGACAUGGACGAGGAGGACAUCGCCAACAGCGUGGUGUUCUCGCAGCUUGUCCACCCAACUGGCCGGUGAGGAGGUACGUAGAGUGUAUAUAUGGGCGGGACGUGCGUGGACGCUGAGAUGGAUGAUCGUGCAUGCCUUCUUGUUGUCGUUUGGGAUUUGGCAUUCAAUCACCUGCUGGUGUCCACAUGUAACUCAGAUCAUAAUGUGCGUAUCUGUGUUUCGUUGGUUGAUUCU